Messenger RNA from Diorhabda carinulata, 654 nucleotides. RefSeq names its product tigger transposable element-derived protein 4-like. Gene Ontology annotation, cellular component: nucleus. The coding region runs from base 1 to 654 and encodes 217 amino acids. The record is from RefSeq and is a predicted model, not a curated record. NCBI's taxonomy places the organism in Eukaryota, Metazoa, Arthropoda, Insecta, Coleoptera, Chrysomelidae. Gene Ontology annotation, molecular function: DNA binding. The transcript has a single exon.
AUGAGUUCUGUAAAGAGAAAGUGUUUUACGAUUGAAGAAAAGAGUGCAAUAUUACACAGAUUAGAAGCUGGUGAAUCAAACGCGACCCUCGCAAAGGAAUUUGGCGUAUCUCAUUCUACAAUAUCAACAAUAAAGAAGAAUAAAUACAAGAUCGAGCCGUUAUUUAAUGCCAAUGUUUUAAAAUGCAAACGUGUAAGAACUUCUACUCAUGAGCAGUUGGAUAAGGCAUUGUUACAGUGGUUUAAGCUUCAGCGCGACCGGGGAAUACCUCUUAAUGGACCUCUGCUACAAGAGAAAGCAAAUUUGUUUGCUAGACAGUUAGACAUGCAAAAUUUCAUAUGUUCCAUGAGUUGGCUAAACCGUUUUAAAGUAAGACACAACAUCGUCAGUGGAAAGAUUGUUGGCGAGUCUUUGUCAGUACAACAGAGUGAUGUACACGAUGGGUUAGAAAAAGUUUGGCCUACUCUACGUGCUCAAUUUAGUGAUGAUGAAAUUUUUAAUGCAGAUGAGACCGGGUUGUUUUAUAAAUUAACCCUAGACAAGACGUUGAAAGUUAAAGGUGAAAAAUGUAAAGGAGAAAAAUUAUCAAAGGAGCGAAUAACAGUGAUGGUGGCAGCCAACAUGAGUGGCACAGCUAAAAAAAACUUCUCGUAA